AUGAGUAGCCACACUCGCCAGCUACCUGUUACCCCGAAGAUGCAGCAAAGGAAGGAGCGACGCAUGUUCUCCACUUCUGAUGACAGUGCCAUGACCAAGCAAGUUCAGGCCACACAUGCCCCUGAUGGCCGUGAAAUUGAUGUCAAACCCAUUCUACAAAUCGUGGAUGAAAUUCUGGUUCGGUUCAUUGCUCGCACUGUUGAGGGUUAUGAAGUGAAAAGAGACCAAGAUGCAUUGGAGAUGACUGCUGCUCUGGCUGAAUUUGACAUGCUUGACUCGCUGGCUUACAUCAUAAACAAAAUUUCCUGCGAGCUAUCAUGCAAGUGCUCGGGAGGUGGAGAUGCACAUUCAUCAACGAUGGUGUUACUGAAUUACAUGUCUAGCUAUGCUUGGCAUGCCAAAGUUGUGCUAACCUUAGCAGCCUUUGCUGUUAUUUUUGGAGAGUUUUGGCUUGUGGCUCAGUUGAGUACUGAAAAUACUCUUGCCAAGUCUGUUGCCCUCCUUAAGCAACUGCCCGAUGUUGCUGAGAAUUUCAUGUCCUUGAAACCCCAUUUUGAAGCACUCAUUAGGCUCGUGAAGGCUGCAUUGGAUGUAACCAUGUGCAUUGUUGAAUUCAAGGAGCUUCCAUCUGAAUACAUUUCAGAGGACACACCUCCUAUGUCUGUUGCCAGUACUCACAUUCCUAUUGCUUCCUAUUGGGUCAUCAGAAGUAUUGUGGCUUGUGCCUCACAAAUUGCUAGUCUCGUAGGCACGAGAAAUGAGUCCAUUUCAUCAACCACUGAGGCAUGGGAAUUAUCUAGUCUGGCUCACAAAGUUAGUAGUAUUUAUGAGCACCUCAAGAACCAACUGGUUCUUUGCUACCAAUAUAUUGAUGACAAGAGGCAUAUAGAGGCCUUCCAUAAUCUGAUACGACUUUUCGAGACAGUCCAUGUAGACAACAUGAAAAUUCUCAGAGCACUGAUAUAUGCAAAGGAUGAUAUCCUUCCACUCGUGGAUGGAACUACAAAAGCAAGGGUUAGUCUCGAGGUACUUAGGAGGAAACAUGUGUUGCUUCUCAUAUCAGAUCUUGAUCUUUCACAAGAAGAGAUCCUGGUACUUGAUAACUUGCACAAAGAUGCACGAGUGAGGGGUGACACAAACUAUGAGAUGGUGUGGAUCCCAAUUGUGGACAGAGCGAUCUGGAAUGAAAUGAACAAACAGAAGUUUGAGUAUUUGCAGUCAUUGAUGGCAUGGUACAGUGUCUGUGAUCCUUUCAUCAUUGAACCAUCAGCAGUUAAGUACAUCAAAGAAGUGUGGAAUUUCUCAAAGACUGCUAUUCUAGUGGCCCUUGAUCCACAAGGAAGAUUGUCCUCCCCUAAUGCUGUCCAUAUGAUAUGGAUUUGGGGCAAUUUGGCCUUCCCCUUCACAAGUGAGAAAGAAGAAUCCUUGUGGAAGCAAGAGAUUUGGAGCCUUGAGCUGCUUGUGGAUGGCAUUGAUCCAACAGUUUUAGAAUGGAUGACAGAGGGAAAACUCAUAUGUCUGUAUGGAGGUGAAGACCUGGAGUGGAUUGAGAAAUUCACUGCAACAGCAUUGAGUGUGGCAAAAGCUGGGAAGUUCGAGCUGGAGAUGGCGUACGUGGGAAAGAGCAACGCGAAGGAGCGGAUGCAGAAGAUGAUAAAAACCUUCAGCACAAAAAAGUUCAGUUACUUUUGGCCCAACGUGACGUCCAUUUGGUUCUUCUGGACCCGUUUGGAGAGCAUGCUGUACUCCAAGUUGCAGCAUGGAAAGACGGUGGAAAACGACGAGAUCAUGAGCGAAGUGAUGACUGUUCUGAGCUUCGACGGCAGUGAUCGAGGGUGGGCGAUUUUCUGCAGGGGCGCCACCGAAAUGGCCAGAGCCAAGGGUGACAGUGCUCUGGCAUGCUUGCAGAACUUCAACGAUUGGAGCCAUAGGAUUGAGGAAGAUGGUGUGGUGCAAGCCAUGAAAGAUUAUCUCAACAAAAACAAACCCCCACAUCACUGCAAUCGCUUGAUCCUUCCUGGGAGCACUGGUGGCAUACCCCAGAAGGUUGUGUGUGCUGAAUGUGGACGCCAAAUGGAAAAAUACUUCAUGUAUCGUUGUUGCGUUGAGUGA
Messenger RNA from Sphenostylis stenocarpa, 2112 nucleotides. The record is from the annotation of a GenBank genome assembly. Lineage: Eukaryota; Viridiplantae; Streptophyta; Magnoliopsida; Fabales; Fabaceae.